Messenger RNA from Theobroma umbraticum, 5680 nucleotides. Its product is annotated as C-terminal domain phosphatase-like 3. Gene Ontology annotation, cellular component: nucleus. Gene Ontology annotation, molecular function: RNA polymerase II CTD heptapeptide repeat phosphatase activity. The record is from RefSeq and is a predicted model, not a curated record. Lineage: Eukaryota; Viridiplantae; Streptophyta; Magnoliopsida; Malvales; Malvaceae.
UAACUAUUCCUAGUUGCAUCACACUACGCUCACCCAGAACAGCUUUUGUUUCUGGAUGUCUGACGUGUACGGUCCAGAUUCAAAACUCUAGCGUGUCCUAAAUUCUCCAUCUCCUUAUAACUCUCCUUCCCUUGUGUUUUUUAACUUUUCUCUUUUACUCUCUAUAUUUUCAAGUUGUUCUAUUUAAUCUUAUUUUGAAAUUUUAUUUUUCUCUUCCCAAUUUCCAUCUUUCCUCUUAUCUCAUCUUCGAUCUUAAGAAAGCAAUAUUUGUCGCCACCGUCUUACAAUCCUCAAAAAUCGAACAGAUCUGAGUUCAAAUCUUGAAAAUAAGAAUUUCCAGUAUAAAUUGGUUACAGAUCUUAAUUUAUCGGGUUAAUUAUUCACUCUAAUCCAAUUCGUGAUCUAGUGAAGAAAAUUUCGUAAAUUUUUUUAUUUUGCGUUAAGAGCUUAGAUUUGGAUCGAUUGCUUGUUUCUCUAAAAGUAUUUUGGAGUGUAAAUACAUGUAUGUUGUUGGAUCUAAUUGGAUCGAGUGGAGUAAAUUAAAGAAAAACGAGGAAACCCUAGGGGAGAUGGGAAAAGAUGAAACUAAAGUGGAGGAUGUUGAAGAAGGCGAAAUUUCGGAUUCAACUUCAAUAGAGGAGAUCAGUGAGGAAGAUUUUAACAAGCAAGAUGUUAAGAUUUUGAAGGAAUCGAAGUCGUCGAAAGGAGGAGAAGCGAAUUCGAAUUCAAGAGUUUGGACGAUGCAGGAUCUGUGCAAGUACCCGUCGGUUAUUCGAGGGUAUGCUUCGGGUUUGUAUAAUUUUGCUUGGGCACAAGCAGUUCAGAAUAAACCUCUGAAUGAGAUUUUUGUUAAGGAUUUUGAACAACAACCACAACAAGACGAGAACAACAACUCCAAGCGAUCGUCGCCGUCGUCUUCGGUGGCUUCUGUAAAUAGCAAAGAGGAGAAGGGUAGUCGUGGAAAUUUAGCUGAUAAAGUCGUGAUUGAUGAUGAUAGUGAGGAUGAAAUGGAGGAGGACAAGGUUGUGAAUCUAGACAAGGAAGAAGGGGAGUUGGAAGAGGGGGAGAUUGAUUUAGAUUCGGAGCCUAAAGAAAAGGUUUUGGGUAGUGAGGAUGGUAAUGUUGGUAACUCGGAUGAGCUGGAGAAGCGAGUUAACUUGAUUCGGGGAGUACUGGAAGGGGUUACUGUGAUUGAAGCAGAGAAAUCAUUCGAGGGAGUUUGUUCCAGACUGCAGAAUGCUCUGGAGAGCUUGCGAGGUUUGAUAUUUGAAUGCAGUGUUCCUUUGAAGGACGCCCUUAUUCAACUGGCGUUUGGAGCAAUUAAUUCUGCAUUUGUUGCUCUGAACUGUAAUUCAAAGGAACAGAAUGUGGCCAUUUUAUCAAGGUUACUUUCCAUUGUAAAGGGUCAUGAUCCUUCUCUGUUCCCUCCUGACAAGAUGAAAGAGAUUGAUGUCAUGCUGAUCUCUCUAGAUUCCCCUGCUAGUGCAAUUGAUACAGAGAAAGAGAUAAAGGUUGUAGACGGAGUUAACAAGAAGGAUCCUGAUGCUUUACCUGAAAAUAUUUGUCAUGAUUUGACUGUCACGAAUAAGUUGCUCUCAUCUGCCAAGUUCGUAAUUAAUAAUAAACCAAAUGCAUUAACAGAAACUUUAAAGCCAGGAGUACCUAAUUUUAGGAACAGAGGGAUUUCACUGCCCCUGCUAGACCUUCACAAGGAUCAUGAUGCAGACAGCCUUCCUUCACCUACGCGAGAAACAACACCAUGUUUGCCUGUAAACAAGCCAUUGACUAGUGGAGAUGUCAUGGUUAAAUCAGGGUUUAUGACAGGUAAAGGUUCACAUGAUGCAGAAGGUAAUAAAUUGCACCCUUAUGAAACAGAUGCCCUCAAAGCCUUUUCUACCUAUCAACAAAAAUUUGGUCAAGGUUCUUUCUUUUCAAGUGAUAGACUUCCAAGCCCAACCCCUUCUGAAGAAUCUGGUGAUGAGGGUGGUGAUAACGGUGGGGAAGUUUCUAGUUCCUCCACCAUUGGUAACUUUAAACCAAAUUUGCCCAUUUUGGGGCAUCCAAUUGUUUCUUCAGCACCUCUAGUUGAUAGUGCUAAUUCCAGCUUGCAGGGACAGAUUACAACUAGAAAUGCGACACCAAUGAGUUCUGUGUCUAAUAUAGUGUCGAAAUCCUUAGCAAAAAGCAGAGACCCUAGGCUUUGGUUUGCCAACACUAAUGCAAGUGCUUUGGAUCUAAACGAACGGCCCUUGCAUAAUGCAUCUAAAGUGGCACCUGUUGGAGGAAUAAUGGAUUCAAGGAAGAGAAAGAGUGUUGAAGAACCUAUUUUGGAUGGCCCUGCACUCAAAAGACAAAGGAAUGAGUUGGAAAAUUUAGGGGUUGCUAGGGAUGUGCAAACUGUGUGUGGAAUUGGUGGCUGGUUAGAGGAUACUGAUGUUAUUGGGUCUCAGAUAACAAACAGAAACCAAACGGCAGAGAAUUUGGAAUCCAAUUCCAGGAAAAUGGAUAAUGGAGUAACUAGUUCAAGUACUCUAAGUGGUAAAACUAAUAUGACUGUUGGUACAAAUGAGCAGGUGCCAGUGACAAGUACGAGUACCCCUUCAUUGCCUGCUUUGUUGAAAGAUAUUGCAGUGAAUCCAACCAUGCUGAUAAGCAUACUUAAGAUGGGACAACAGCAGAGAUUAGGAGCUGAAGCCCAGCAGAAAUCCCCUGAUCCUGUAAAAAGUACAUUACAUCAGCCAAGCUCAAAUUCAUUACUUGGAGUAGUUUCCUCCACAAAUGUCAUUUCCUCCCCUUCUGUGAACAAUGUUCCCUCAAUUUCGUCUGGGAUUUUGUCAAAACCUGCAGGAAAUCUUCAGGUUCCUUCUCCGGAUGAGUCUGGAAAAAUUCGCAUGAAACCUCGUGACCCUCGCCGUGUUCUUCAUGGAAAUUCACUUCAAAGGAGUGGUAGCAUGGGACCUGAUCAAUUAAAAACAAAUGGAGCCCUUACUUCAAGCACCCAGGGAAGCAAGGAUAAUCUGAAUGCCCAAAAUCUGGACAGUCAGACAGAAUCGAAGCCGAUGCAAUCUCAGCUUGUUCCACCACCAGAUAUCACUCAACAAUUCACCAAAAAUCUUAAAAAUAUUGCUGAUAUUAUGUCUGUGUCACAAGCAUUGACUAGUCUGCCACCAGUGCCCCAGAAUUUAGUCCCCCAACCAGUACAAAUUAAGUCUGACAGCAUGGAUAUGAAAGCACUAGUUUCUAAUUCUGAGGAUCAGCAGACCGGGGCUGGUUUAGCACCUGAAGUAGGUGCAACCGGUCCUCAUUCACAGAAUGCAUGGGGAGAUGUUGAACAUCUUUUCGAAAGAUAUGAUGACCAGCAAAAGGCAGCUAUCCAGAGAGAAAGGGCAAGGAGGAUAGAAGAACAGAAGAAAAUGUUUUCUGCACACAAACUCUGUCUUGUCUUGGAUCUAGAUCAUACACUUCUUAAUUCAGCCAAAUUUAUUGAAGUAGAUCCGGUGCAUGAGGAGAUCUUGAGAAAGAAAGAGGAACAGGAUCGUGAAAAACCACAGAGACAUCUCUUCCGCUUUCAUCAUAUGGGAAUGUGGACCAAAUUGCGACCUGGAAUUUGGAAUUUCUUAGAGAAGGCUAGUAAGUUGUAUGAGCUGCAUCUAUACACAAUGGGGAACAAGCUAUAUGCCACGGAGAUGGCAAAAGUGCUUGAUCCAAAAGGGGUUUUGUUUGCUGGACGUGUCAUUUCUAGGGGUGAUGAUGGAGAUCCCUUUGAUGGUGAUGAGAGGGUUCCUCGGAGUAAGGAUCUGGAAGGGGUUCUGGGUAUGGAAUCGGGUGUGGUUAUCAUUGAUGAUUCUGUCAGAGUCUGGCCGCAUAAUAAGCUUAACUUGAUUGUUGUAGAGAGGUAUACUUAUUUCCCUUGUAGUAGACGCCAAUUUGGGCUUCUAGGUCCUUCUCUUCUUGAGAUUGACCAUGAUGAGAGACCAGAAGAUGGGACGUUGGCAUCUUCUUUGGCGGUUAUUGAGAGAAUACAUCAAGAUUUCUUUUCACAUCAGAAUUUAGAUGAUGUAGAUGUAAGAAAUAUCCUAGCUGCAGAGCAACGGAAGAUUUUGGCUGGUUGUCGCAUAGUGUUUAGUAGGGUAUUUCCUGUUGGUGAAGCCAAUCCUCACCUACAUCCACUGUGGCAAACAGCUGAGCAAUUUGGAGCUGUGUGCACAAAUCAGAUAGAUGAGCAUGUCACACAUGUGGUGGCCAACUCUCUUGGAACUGAUAAGGUGAAUUGGGCUCUAUCUACUGGAAAAUUUGUUGUCCACCCCGGCUGGGUGGAAGCAUCAGCAUUGCUUUAUCGGAGGGCCAAUGAGGUUGACUUUGCCAUUAAACCAUAAAUAAUCACCUCCCUAAUCAUUCCUGGUAAAACUAAGACCUGUUAAAAUCAAGACUCAACCUGAAAGUGGGAGACGGAACCAUGUGGUCAAUUUUGGGGUAGGUUGACGUUAGGGUGGAGUGCUCUGCAUGAUUCGGACUCAACACAGUAUCCAGUCUUUUUGGUUGGCAAUUGCAGCGUUCCCUUCAAUUGCAGCGUUCCCUUCAAUUGCCAACCUGCUGGAAAGGAGUUCCAUUGACCGGUUUGAUGAGUGCAUAGAAAGAUGGUUAGUGCCCCCCCGGAGCUUCAGAAUUUUCCUAGUACUGUUGGGUUUUUACCAUUGAAAAGAAGAGUUAGUGAAAGAGCUGGUUGACCAUGGUGAAUCGGGCGGGUUUCAUUAAAGCUCACCUCUUGCAGCAAAAAUAAAAUUGCCAAAUGCUGAUUUGUGGAAAAUGAAAUACAAUUAAAACAAGAAAAGAAAGUGCCGGGAAACGGACUCAACAAACUGCAUUGAAUUUAUAGGUAGUCAUCAAUAGAAAGUGAGUGUGCUAAAAAAGCCCUGAAAGCGAAGAUGAUCCGAAUGGAAAUUAAGGGUUGGUUUGUAAUUGCCGCUAAUCCGCCCGAGAGAGGAUGCUAGCAAAGAGGUUGGGAUUUAGCAAUCCGAGUGGCUCUGAGAUUGGUGCCUCAUCGAGCAUCUAUUUCUCAAGCUGCCUUACCUGAAGUGAAUGGGGUGGGAAUUGGGUCCACUCGGUCUUAAUUCACAACAUUAGAAUUGUGGGUUGCUUUGGAUUGUUUUGUAAUAUUGUCAGCUGUGAUGCUGAUUUUGGCCGUCCAUAAUCUGUCAGUGUCAGAAUCCAAAAACUGAGGGCUGUAUUUAUACUUUUGAACAUGUUGGCGUAGAUAAUGAUUCUGAGGAGCUGGAAGAAAGGUUUCCAAAUUGAAAUAGAAUGAAAAAGGAAUGAGGAGAAGGAUGGAUCAAAGGCACUUAGGCAUGGAAAUCAAAUAUGUUUGGGUACGACGGGAUCUCACUCUUGGCAAUGCUUGAGAAUUAAGAUUUCCCUUGGCUGAAGCCCUGCCACGUAUGGCAGCAAUGGGAGAAAUUUGAGACAAAAAUAAUGAGAGGACCACCGAAUCUGGUAAACUACGCAAUGCAUUGCCCAGAAGGGAAUGUUGGGUUUUAUGUUGUUUUUGCUUAGGCAUGGUUUUGCCUUACGCAUUGUGACUUUCCAACGGAAGCCAACAGAUAGAGAAAAUAACGAAGGGAAAUAAAUACAUAAAAAUGUUUUUGUUAAUUAGGAUGAAAUGACUAGCAAUUUUUUUCCAGCU